Messenger RNA from Aethina tumida (small hive beetle), 1098 nucleotides. RefSeq names its product collagen alpha-1(VIII) chain-like. The transcript has 2 exons. The record is from RefSeq and is a predicted model, not a curated record. NCBI's taxonomy places the organism in Eukaryota, Metazoa, Arthropoda, Insecta, Coleoptera, Nitidulidae. The coding region runs from base 1 to 1098 and encodes 365 amino acids.
AUGAAAGUAGUAUUAGUAAUAAGUCUGGUUUUGGCCGUAGGUCAGGCCAAUGUGCAAGUUUUGCCAGGAGUUCCAAACCCCAACACCAAGCCUUCCAAUCUCCCCGGUGUAAUUAACCCAAACACUGACAACGGAUUCAUUUCUGGAGUACCAAACCCUAACUCCAAGCCUUCAAUUCUCCCCGGUGUAAUAAAUCCAAACACUGACGAUGGAUUCAUUUCUGGAGUACCAAACCCCAACUCUAAGCCUUCAAUUCUCCCCGGCGUAAUUAACCCAAACUCUCCAGUAGACUGUGACCCAGAAGGUAAACCGAUUUUACCUGGAGUAAUCAAUCCGGUUGAAGGAGAAGAAUCCAUCAAACCAAACCUUCCAGGCGUUCCAAAUCCUAAUGAAGAAUCCGAAAUUAAGCCAAUACUUCCAGGUGUACCAAAUCCGAACGAAGAAUCCGAAGCUAAGCCAAUACUUCCAGGUGUGCCAAACCCAAACCCCGACCAAGAGUCCGAAGCCAAACCCAUUAUCCCAGGUGUAGAAACACCUGAAGUAGAAGAGGAUAAGGAAACUAAACCAAUACUUCCAGGAGUCGUAAAUCCCGACUGCGACGAAGAACAAAAGGAAACUAAACCUGUGCUUCCAGGUGUUCCAAACCCAAACGGAGACGAACAAGCUGAAACGAAACCAGUUCUUCCAGGAGUUCCAAACCCUAACGGCGACCAAGAAUCCGAAGCUAAGCCAAUACUUCCAGGAGUGCCAAACCCCAACCCCGACCAAGAGUCCGAAGCCAAACCAGUGCUGCCCGGAGUUGAGACUCCAGAAGUAGAAGAAGAGAAGGAAUCGAAGCCAAAUCUUCCAGGAGUUCCCAACCCGAACGGCGACGAAGAGUUAGAGGGCUCCGGCUCUGAGACUCCAGAAGUACUUCCAGGAGUACCUAACCCCAAUGCUGACAAAGAAACUGAAGCUAAGCCAAUACUUCCAGGAGUUGAAACCCCGGAAGCACAAGAGGAAAAUGAAACAAAACCGAUCCUUCCAGGUGUUGUGAACCCGAAUGCUGAGCAAGCUGAGUCCGGAUUCUUUUCGAAGAUGUGGCACAAAAUUUUCUAG